Messenger RNA from Pieris rapae (cabbage white), 2110 nucleotides. RefSeq lists its product as uncharacterized. NCBI's taxonomy places the organism in Eukaryota, Metazoa, Arthropoda, Insecta, Lepidoptera, Pieridae. The transcript has 3 exons. The record is from RefSeq and is a predicted model, not a curated record. Bases 35 to 2080 code for a protein of 681 amino acids.
GCCUAGCUGGGAAAUAAUUAGUUACUUCGACAGCAUGAAGCUGAUUGGUUUAGUGAUUUUGGGGUGCCUUAUCUCUGCGCAGGCGUACCCAACUUUGGGGCCUGUCGGUCUCGCCGCUGGCGUAGCAACAGAGGUGUCCCUCGGAGCUGGCAUAGCAACAGAGGUGGCCGGUUCUGGAGCUGCAACUGCAGCAGUUGGCGCAUCCCUUGCUACAGGUGCAACUCUAGGAAAUGGAAUAACUGGUACCGGACUUGCUAACGGAAUUGUGGGCCAUGGAAUCUCUGUUGAUGUGUUCAUCAGCACAUUGCAAACAGCUUUUGGGUCGGUGAAAACUAGUGACAGUGCCGUUUGUGUUGGAUUGACUGCAGCAUUCCAAGUAGCGCUAGAAACUUGCAGGGGCAAAGAAGCAUUUAUCAAUGAUGCCUUCCUCACAGCGUUCAAGACGGCCUUAGCCGCGAAAAAGGCGAAAGAAGAAUUAGUUUUCCAUCACUUUAUCGGCGCUUUUAGAACUGCUGUCGAAGUCGCGAAGGUCAAGGAAUGCCUGAUCUCUGAAGCGUUCUUGACUUCUUUCAAAUUAGCAUUGCAAGCAGAGAAGACUGUUUCGGGUGUCGGUUUUCUAGAUGCGUUUAAUUCUGGUUUCUGGCCUGGUGGUAUUUUCCAAGGAAGCCCCGUUGAUAAGGGAUUUUCGGUGGACGUUUUCGUGAAAACUAUGGUUUCCAUCUUUGGGGCUAAAGAUGGUCUCAUAACUGAUGUUUUAAUCCAGAAGUCACUUACAACGUUUGGUCAAUGUAAAGGUCUACCGUCUACAUUUGUGCCAGCUUGGAAAAAGGCGUUUGAUUCAUGUAUAGGCGUAGGAAGUUCAGUUUCUUUGGACGUUUUUGUAUCUGCUUUUAAGAAGUCCUCCGGUUGGAAAUCAGUGCCUAUUGAAUGCUUAAAGGCAAUAAAAUCUCCAGAAAAUGUUGGUGCGUUCCCAGAUGGAGGAGUAGACAAACUUAAAUCAGCUUUUCCAGCACUGGAUGGAUUAAAACCUAAUCUUUCCACACCCGGUGACGAUGCUGAUUCUCCUGAUGCUGAACCAGCUGGUCCGGGUUCUAAUCCUAAUUCACCAAAUAGUCCUGAAAGCACUCCGGACCUUGGUGAUUCUUCACCAACAAACCCCGAGUCUCCUGAUUCAGCAUUGCCCAGUGACGAUGGUUCACUGUCAAAUACUCCAGCAUCUGGUGAUGAUGGUUCACCAUCUAAUAGUCCGAAACCUGGUGAUGACACUGUAACUGAUGCUAAAUCGGAAGCCGGUAGCGCUGCUCUAGCUGGAAAAUCUGGAGCUGUUGCUAAAUCAGGAGCAGGCAGUGCUGCAAAAGCUGGAAAAGAUGGAGCUGUGGCUAAAUCGGGAGCAAACAGUGUUGCACAAGCUGGAAAAGAUGGAGCUGUUGCUAAAUCGGAAGCAGGUAGUGCUGCUCAAGCUGGAAAAGAUGGAGCUGUUGCUAAAUCAGUAGCAGGUAGUACUGCACAAGCCGGAAAAGAUGGAGCUGUUGCAAAAUCAGUAGCAGGUAGUGCUGCACAAGCUGGAAAAGAUGGAGCUGUUGCAAAAUCGGUAGCAGGUAGUGCUGCAAAAACUGGUAAAGAUGGAGCUGUUGCUAAAACAGGAGCAACCAGUGCUGCACAAGCUGGAAAAGAUGGAUCUGUCGCUAAAUCAGAAGCAGGUAGUGCUGCUCAAGCUGGAAAAGAUGGAGCUGUUGCUAAAUCAGUUGCAGGUAGUGCUGCAAAAGCUGGAAAAGGUGGAGCUGCUGCUACAUCAGUGGCAGGUAGUGCGGCAACGGUUGGAAAAGAUGGAAGCACCGCUGUAGCUGCCAGUGCCGCGUCUGCAGUGUCUGAUGGUUCUGGUGGUACGGCUGCUGCAACAGCAACCAGCGUGGCAGCUUCUGGAAAAAAUGGUUCCGCAGGCGGAGAUAGCACGCCAGAGCCUUGUGGUGACUCAACACCCGGGAAUUCUGGUCCAGGUGGCGUAGUCGGUGGACUUGUAGCACAGAAGAAAGCUGGGAUUGCGUUAGGCGUAAACUUAGCAACAAGUCUCACCGGCUAAUCCUUUUAUUAAAUAUAUGAAUUAUUUGAC